Messenger RNA from Cyprinus carpio (common carp), 1535 nucleotides. RefSeq names its product coiled-coil domain-containing protein 106-like. Lineage: Eukaryota; Metazoa; Chordata; Actinopteri; Cypriniformes; Cyprinidae. Gene Ontology annotation, cellular component: nucleoplasm. The record is from RefSeq and is a predicted model, not a curated record. Bases 245 to 1183 code for a protein of 312 amino acids. The transcript is spliced from 6 exons.
GAGGAAGAAGAUUAGUUUCUCCCACUGAUCUAUGAUAUAAUAUAGAUCAGUGGUUUCACCGCGCUCUCUGUUGUUUUGUCGGGAUGCGAAGCGGUUAGAAUUGUCUCUUUAAAUAGAAAAACGUUUUUGAAUCAGGUCAGUAAAUACCUGUAAUAUUCUCAUCCUCACAGUCGUGUCUAAAUGUUGAAUUAAGCAGGAUUAUCUGGAGGGAGUAUCAGCUGAACAGAGAUCUGCUGCUGUGAAGAUGAUGUUUGUUAAAGAAGAGAGUGAGGAGAGCACGAGUGAACCAGAAACCUCCAGAAUAAAACUUGAACCAGAAACCUGCAGAACAAAACACGAGGAACCAGAAAACCGGAGAAUAAAACACGAGGAACCAGAAAACCGGAGAAUAAAACACGAGGAACAAGGAGACCCGUCUGUGCAGCAGUCUCCACAAGAUAUACCAAAGAAAUCAAGAGUCGAGAAGGCUGAAAAAGUGUUAUCACCUCUGUGGGAUCAUCCACAGAUCUCUGCAGCAGAAAAGGCUAAAGAAACUGGAGCCCCUACCCUGCAAACUGCUCUGCAGGAGGCAAAGCAGACCAUUGAAGUUCAAAAAAGGGAGAUUGCUACCCUAAAAGAAUGGGUAGAUACACUUAAAGAGGAAAGAAAUUUCCUCCGCGAAAGACUUACAGAGGCUCUUGCAUUUAGAAGUAAUAUCCCACCUAUAAAGCAGGCACCUGAACAGAGGAAACAGGAGUCCGAUAUAUCUGACUCCUCAUCUUCUGAUUCAUCGUCUGAGCACGAUUCGGAGUCCUCAGAGACCAAGAAUAGGAAGAAGAAGAAGAAGUCCCAGUCCAAAACGGCAAAAAAACGGGGCAAGACACUAAGAGUCAAAACCCCUGACGACUCCAUCCGCCGCUACACAAUGGUAUUGGAAAAGGUUAAAAAGGAUCGCAUCAGCAAAGCUGAAGCUUAUUUUAGGCUUGGGGUAGAUCGGAAUACCAUUGUGUCUCAGGCUCCGAUUGCAGAACUUGCAGCAACUAAUCCAGAUCUGUUCCAUACCCUGAGGUCCACUUUUAAAAGAAAGGACAGCCUGAAAAGGUUUGUUGAAACUUGCAGGGGGUUUUGUGAGCAGGAGCCUACAGCUUCAGCUAUUUUAAAGAAAAAAUAUGAUGGAUCCUUACUGGAUAUUUACAAGAACUAAGCAAGUUUGUAUGUUAGUAUGCCAUGUGUUUGUGCCAUUUAUUUGUUCAUUUUAUUUUUGUUUAGCAUUAAAUAUUUCAUGAGGAGUCCACAUGAGUAGCUUGUUACAUUAAAAAGUGGUUCCUUACCCUUAAAAAAGACCAAGCUGUUUGUGAAACCUUUUUUCAUCUUUUUUUUUUUAUUUUAUUUUUUUUGGAAAUCCUUUAACAGCUUUAUGGUUUUAAGUGUUUUCAGAUAAAGGCACUAAAAGUUCAUGGUAUAUGUACUGUAUUCCUAAUAAGCUCUUCCCAGGCAUUGCUGUUCAUUUAACUGGGUUAUACUGUUUCUGAAUAAAACAGAAAGUUAAGAUCAAA